CAUGCUCUUCUGCCCUUUUUUAUUUUUCAUUUAAUUGAUCUGCUUCGCUACUAGUUAGUGUUUUUUGUUUUUGUUUGUUUCCUAGGAAUUUGAUUUUUCAUAGACAAAAUUUUCAUAGCUCUAGCAAAUAAAAAUCCCAUAUCAAAAUAUUAGACAAGAGAAAAAACGAAAAUCCAAUCAAUCAAAUUCUUCGGCUAGGGUUUGCUUUUAAAUUCACUGUAAAGAAACCGAUAUAAGGUUCUCGCAUGAACACUAGUUGUGAAAUUCAUAACUCUAUUUCUCCUUUUUUAUUCAGAGUGUUCCUCAUUUUCCUUUUCGUUAAGAGCUUGGUAGUGGGCCUAUUUUUGUAAGUAAGAUAUACUUCUGUUUGCUUGUUCGAUUUGUUGAGGUUUUGAUCGAGGCGUUGUUGUUAGGUCCUCAUUGUAUUUAUUGAAUUUGAGAAAUGGACAAGAAGAAAUUGGCUGUGCCGCUAGUGUGCCAUGGGCAUUCACGCCCUGUCGUCGAUUUGUUUUACAGCCCGGUAACCCCAGAUGGGUUCUUCCUUAUUAGUGCUAGCAAGGAUUCUAGUCCAAUGUUGAGAAAUGGGGAGACUGGGGAUUGGAUUGGAACCUUUGAAGGGCAUAAGGGUGCUGUAUGGAGUUGCUGCCUUGAUACAAAUGCUUUGCGAGCUGCAUCUGCUUCUGCAGAUUUCACGGCGAAAUUGUGGGACGCAUUAACUGGUGAUGAAUUGCAUUCUUUUGAACACAAGCAUAUUGUUCGGGCAUGUGCAUUUUCAGAGGACACGCACCUACUACUCACUGGUGGACUUGAGAAAGUUCUCCGUGUAUUUGAUUUAAAUCGUCCAGAUGCACCUCCCAGAGAAGUUGACAAGUCUCCUGGUUCAGUCAGAACUGCUGCCUGGCUUCACAGUGAUCAGACAAUAUUAAGUUCCUGUACUGAUAUUGGUGGCGUAAGGUUAUGGGAUGUAAGAAGUGGCAAAAUUGUUCAAACACUAGAGACCAAGUCACCUGUAACCAGCGCUGAAGUGAGCCAGGAUGGACGCUAUAUAAUCACUGCUGAUGGAUCUACUGUUAAGUUUUGGGAUGCAAAUCACUUUGGAUUGGUGAAGAGCUACAAUAUGCCCUGCAAUGUUGAAUCAGCUUCAUUAGAACCAAAGCUUGGGAAUAAGUUCAUUGCUGGGGGAGAAGAUAUGUGGGUCCAUGUGUUUGAUUUUCACACUGGCGAGGAGAUUGGAUGCAACAAAGGUCACCACGGUCCUGUCCAUUGUUUGAGGUUUUCACCUGGAGGGGAAUCAUAUGCUUCAGGGUCUGAAGACGGUACCAUCAGAAUAUGGCAACUUAGUCCUGCAAAUCACGAAGAGCAUGACUCACAUCCGGGGAAUGGGCCAACUGGGAAAGUAAAGCUUGUAGCUGAUGAAGUUGUUCGGAAGAUAGAGGGAUUUCAUAUCAACAAGGAAGGGAAGAACGGAGAGAAGGACAAGGCAACAGAUGCCUGACAUAGCCUUAUGUCUCUCAACUGAAAAAGAGUUUGCUUCUUGGUUCAUUACAGGUCUUUUGGGUGGGACAUCCUUUGGAUUUUUGUGUGAAAACAAAAUGGACUCUUUGUUCUUAUUUCUAUUAGGUUCUGUUUAUUUACCUGAAAAUUAAAUUUGAUAA
Carica papaya (papaya) is the source of this 1655-nucleotide messenger RNA. The record is from RefSeq and is a predicted model, not a curated record. Lineage: Eukaryota; Viridiplantae; Streptophyta; Magnoliopsida; Brassicales; Caricaceae.